CUUAUACAUAAUAGGCUGGUCCAUGCAAUGGCAGAGCCAUGUGAACCUUGGUGCAUGGUGUCUUCGACCUUCACGUGAAAUCGCAAUCAUUUAGCUGAAGAAAACUGUUAUUCGGUAUGUCGGACGACAAGUGGCACUGGAUGAGGGAUGGUCCACCAAAGAAGGACGCACAGAAGGGAUUCUUCUCCAGUCUAGCGGACGCUGUCCGAGGGAAAGGCCCCAGUCCUGACAAGGCUUCCCGCAUGGUUACCAGCAUUUCCAAGGUGUAUGCCCUCGGUGCAUGGACGCUGUGUGUGGCCGCUGGUGUGCACUGGUAUUACCAUAGAAAAGACAAACCAAUAAGUGACGACAAUAUCUCAAGUACAUCGGCAGAGACACCCGAUAAGAGGUGGGAGAAGAAGACAAUUGUAGGGACGUUCACUUAUGAACAGUUCAGACCGUCAGAUACCAAUCCAAACAAGUUGCGAUUAUUAAAGUGGAAAAUCAUAGCCAAACUAGAUGAGUGGUGGAACGGUGAUGCCAAUGUGGACAAGAGACCUGCAGACCAAAACAAGGGGACAACAUGAAGACUGUACUGGUUACCAUAUACCAUGGGUAUCAGACAUCCUAUGGAGACUUCAGCUUUGAUGCAAGUCUGCAGAAGAAAAUUGUUGUUGACAAAAAAGAAAUGUCCAGAUUUUUUAGGCUAUUGUAUUGAUCUGACAAUGAAGUAUUUUGUUCUUCAGAAUCUGCCCCUAAAAGACAAUGAUGCUAGAGAAACAGAAUCAGCACUGCUGCGGCCAUUACAAUCUACCUAGCCUGGUUAACUCAUGAUCGUUAAGAGCGGAGAGGGGGAUAAAGCAUAAUAACUGUAUUGUUUUUGUUUGUUACCUAGAGGCACUGUCAUCUUGGUUUACUGUAAAUUGAGGUCAUAAAGAUAGACACUUCUGUUGCAGGAAAGGUUACUUUCCUCUAUCUCAAUAAAAUAUGAAACAGAUGGGUACUGUAUUAGUACUUUUUCUUUUCAUUUAAUGUUAGUCAACAUAAU
Messenger RNA from Branchiostoma floridae (Florida lancelet), 1027 nucleotides. RefSeq lists its product as uncharacterized. NCBI's taxonomy places the organism in Eukaryota, Metazoa, Chordata, Leptocardii, Amphioxiformes, Branchiostomatidae. The record is from RefSeq and is a predicted model, not a curated record. Bases 117 to 566 code for a protein of 149 amino acids. The transcript has 2 exons.